UAUUAAUUAAGAUACAAAAUGCUACUCUGAAAUCUCAUGCUCCCCAUCUGCAAAAAUAUACUCUUACACACCCACCAAACUGACCAAAAAGCCUUAUCUUUUUCAAACCCAUUAUACUCUUUCAACUGUUCAAAAAUACAUAUUUUAUUUGGGGGGCUUCCCUUUUUAAUUUUCAUAUCACGAUACAUGUUAUACUAAUACCAAAUAAUAUUACUAUAUUUCAGCUUUCGUUUUCACUAUCUCUCUAUAUAUAUAAGCAUGCCUGUGAAACGAACAUAAUAAUACUAUACCACUUUUGAUCCUUCCAUUGCAGCUCAAGUUUUGAUGACAUCCAAUCAAAGAUGGCGGCUUGUUGAAUGUACAGACUAAGUUAUACAUAUAAAACCAGAAGCUGAGGCAUACAUCAAUGUUCGUUUUGAGUAUAUAUAGCAUCGAAGAGAAGAAACAUUUAAUCUCCGAACUUGCCCUGUUGUUCCUCUUUUGUCGUCUUCUUCAAGUGGCAGCUGGAUCUCUUUCCUGGAAUAAUUAUUGUUUUCAAAUUGUUAUUACUCAAAAUCUUUGAUCAAACAUGGAUUUGGGUUGGGAUCAUGGCACGGUACAAGCUGUCAUGAACACAUCUUCGGCCUUGUGGAGUAGUAAUCAUCUUGAUCAUCAGCACGAGAUCGAUGAAAGGUUCCUUAUCUCCAACUCUACUUAUUCGGCCAAUAAUAAUAGUACUAUUCGAGGCCCACAACUACUCCAGAAAACUACUCAGAAACUUUCCUCUCCCAUGGUUAAUAACUCAUCAUCAGCUGAUGUUAUCUCAAAUUUGAGCUUCUCACAUAAUGGCCAAGAAGCUAUGAGUACUCUUGUCAAAUCAGGAGCACCACCACCACCACCGCCACCACCAACAACAAAUUGGGGUCAAACUUUGACUUCUCGUGAGCUGUGUUCUUCACCUUAUAACAUCUAUAAUCCUUUCACAAGCAGCCGUUUCAUGAGUAGUAGUGCUAGAACUACUGCUACUACUGAUUUUGGAACCGUGUUACAGUCACAGCAGGUUGUUAGUAAUACAGGAAAGGCUCCUGCGACGACGACAACAUGCUCCGAUCUCGAGUCGUUAGAUUGUUUACUCUCGGCUACGAAUAGCAACACAGACACUACGUCAGUUGAAGAUGACGAUGGGAUUUCCAUACUUUUCUCGGACAGUAGAAGCUUAUGGAACAACAUUGGAGCAGGGAGUAGCGCAGCGGUCUCGUCAGGGGAGUCUGAGAAUACUAAUAACGACAACAACAAUGUUUCGAGAAACAAAGAAAUGAAUUGUCCGUUGACUGAUCAUCAUCAUCGUAAGGUUGACGAAACGGUUUCUCAGAAUGUUUCAUCUGAUCGAGUAGUGCAUAUUAUCCAAAGCCAAACCGAGAUUGUUCAUCACGAUCAGUCCAAGUUGUCUGAUAAUCACAAGCCUAAUUCUACAAAGAGAAGCCAUGAUCGUAAUGAUCAUCAGAAUUAUGAUAAUAGCACGAGUUUUUUCAAUAUUCUCCAGAGUGAUAUUUCUCUGACUGCCAAAGAAGGUCAAGGCUUUCGUUUGAUAUCGGAAAGUGAUUUGCCAAAAGCAAAGAAACCCAGAUCAGAGAAACGUCCACCAAGCUCAUCCAACAUCAAUUUCCAGCAGCCGUGUAAUUCGUCGAUUUCCAAUUCAUCAGUGGACCAGGAGCCGGAUCCAGAGGCCAUAGCCCAAAUGAAGGAGAUGAUAUACCGCGCAGCGGCUUUUCGGCCCGUGAACUUGGGCUUGGAGUUGGUGGAGAAGCCCAAGAGGAAGAAUGUCAGAAUCUCGACGGACCCGCAAACCGUCGCGGCGAGACAAAGGAGGGAGAGGAUUAGUGAAAGGAUUAGGGUUUUGCAGAGGCUGGUUCCCGGUGGUAGCAAGAUGGACACUGCAUCAAUGCUCGAUGAAGCUGCGAAUUAUCUCAAGUUUCUUAGGUCACAGGUCAAAGCACUUGAGAAUCUUGGCCAGAAAAUUGACUCCAUGAAUUGUCCUCCAACAAACAUUGCUUUCUCUUUCAACCCUUCUUUUCCCAUGCAAACCCAUGUCCCAUCGUCACUACUACAACUCCAAAACCCUAAUCAUGUCCACCACUACCAGAGUUGAAGAAGAAAAAAAAAACUAAUUAUUUCGAAAACCCUUUGCUAGUUAUGAUAACCUAACCAUAUGUUGCCCUUUAAUCAUUCUCAUCAUCAUUUCAUUACCAAUGAUUAACAUUCCCUCAAAGCCACCUAUUUUCAUGUAUUAUUGUCCCAAAGAAAAGUAGAAAACUCAGUCCAAAGAUCCAAAUAUAUAAAUAUAUAUAUAUAUUUAUGUAAUUUCAUCAUUACAUCAUCUGUGUGAUAUUACAUAUACAAUCAUGACCAGUCUCACCAACCGAUUAAAAGACCGGGUCAGCAGGGAAACGAAUUUUCACUACCGCUUUUGAUACUUCCACUUUCAUAUAACAUUCUUAAGUUGUCGUUUGGUGAAGAAAUUAUAUGUGGGUGGAAGUAGAAUAAGAUAGAGGAGUGAAAAUAGUAAAUGUACAAAAAGUUAAUUAUAUGUAUAUCCAUGAGGGAUGUCUGCCUUUUGUUACAAAAAAGCUAAGUAAUUAUAGCACCUAUGAUUAUGAUCAAGGGGCUAGAAAGUGAUUUGCCACUUUAGACUUGUUGUAUUAUUUGUUUAACGGGAUCAAUGUACUUAAAGCUCACCUUUCUUGGAGAUC
Humulus lupulus (European hop) is the source of this 2729-nucleotide messenger RNA. Its product is annotated as transcription factor bHLH87. Lineage: Eukaryota; Viridiplantae; Streptophyta; Magnoliopsida; Rosales; Cannabaceae. The transcript is spliced from 3 exons. Bases 569 to 2128 code for a protein of 519 amino acids. The record is from RefSeq and is a predicted model, not a curated record. Gene Ontology annotation, molecular function: DNA-binding transcription factor activity; protein dimerization activity. Gene Ontology annotation, biological process: regulation of DNA-templated transcription.